Messenger RNA from Prorocentrum cordatum, 171 nucleotides. The record is from the annotation of a GenBank genome assembly. Lineage: Eukaryota; Dinophyceae; Prorocentrales; Prorocentraceae.
GAGCUCGGGCUGCCUGCGGAGCCAACCCGCGUGCGUAACCGCCGCGUCGCUCGCCGCCUGCUCCGGCACCGCGGGGAACGGGCUGUUCCGCACCGUCGGCGCCUACCCCCAGCGGCUCGAGCCGCCCCCGACGUUGGCCGCGCCUCUCCCGGCGAGCUCCUGCUGGCCGAG